This is a messenger RNA of Lytechinus pictus (painted urchin), 3491 nucleotides long. RefSeq lists its product as uncharacterized. NCBI's taxonomy places the organism in Eukaryota, Metazoa, Echinodermata, Echinoidea, Temnopleuroida, Toxopneustidae. Gene Ontology annotation, molecular function: SH3 domain binding. Bases 143 to 1018 code for a protein of 291 amino acids. The record is from RefSeq and is a predicted model, not a curated record. The transcript is spliced from 3 exons.
GGAAAGUGGGUAGAACUGUAUGUUUGCUAUUUGUAGUGAACCCGAUUUACAGCUGCCAAGUUUAUAUUUAAAAUCACAAAGUUGUGGUUUCAGUUUAUAGCAUCUGUUUUGGGGGUAUUUUGGGGAGCCUUUAUCCUGCAAAAUGUCUGGUUGGACUGCAGAAAUAACCAUUUCACUGCAAUUUGGCGGAAUGCGAGAGGGAGUGCUACGGUCUGGACCAGCUCUGGAGAUGAUUGAAGGAGGAGGAGGAGAUGGUGCUAGUAGCAUCGGGGAGAGUAGUUCAGGGGUGAGCUGUGGCAGCUCAGACUUUCUAAAUAACUCUGCUGCAGGAUCACAUGAAUGUGAAGGACAUCACCAAUUUCCCUCAAGGUUUGAGGCUGGUGCCCAGACAUCAACACCUCCAUCAUCAUCACCGUCAUCCAGGAUUGGCUUCCCUUGUGAGCAUCAUCAAGGAAACCAAAGGCAUAUGAACCCUCGGGUUGCACAAGUGCCGCUUCCGGCUAACAGGGCUGCAUAUGACCAGGAAUGGUACAAUAAAAGGCGCGGAAUAGCGUUGCUUUCUCAACAAGAUUCACCACAAACACAAGAGCAGGAAUGGUAUAAUAAAAGACAUGGAAUAGCUUUACCUAAGCAAGAUUUACCACAGACCCAAGACAGCUGGCAACAGAUUGCUAAGGAACUGAGAAACAGGGAAGUGAAGGAACCAGUCAGAUCAAGGCCAAAGCCUGUGGAUCAAGGCCAAGGGACAUCAUAUCAGUCGCAUGUUGAUCCAGAAGCUAAUUACUCAUACAACAUGGGGGAGAGAUCAGUGUGUAACUCACAUGCCGCGGUGAUGGUCUAUGAUAAUGAAGCCAAGAAAUGGCAGAAUGCAGGAGGUAGUCCAGGAAUUUCAAGAGUUCAAAUCUACUUCAACCCACAGAACGAUUCCUACAGAGUUGUAGGGAGAAUGGUAUCAGAUAAUACAGUAAGUAUUCCUAUCACAAAGUUUGUAGGGAAUGCACGUUGGGGUAUUUUUUAAAGCAAAAUUAAUCAUACUAACAACAGGCUAUUUUCCAUGUUUAACUUAAUUUUGGUUAGUUUUUAGAAUAACACCAUUGCUUGAGGAACCAUUCAUACUCUUACCCUAGAAGAUUACCGGUAUAUCAUACCUCUAUGACCCCUGUUACAUCUACUUUUGAGGUAUCUAUGAGGUAUGUGACUCCAACCCAUUCAACGAAGGAUGUUAGACUACCCACACUGAAGCUAGGUCCACUGGACUCCCUUGUUUAUAUCCAGAAAGUUGCGGAUCCGAGGGUAGGAAAAUGUAGACUGUUUGUCUCCAUGGCCAGUCAUGAAGAUGAUCCCAAAUUUUCUGACCAUUUUCAAUAAGUCUGAAGGCACACUCUAUUUGAGAUUUUGAUAAACUUUAGGAUUUGAAAAUGGUCUAGAAAAAGUACAGACUAUCUAUGUCAAUAUUUUGGACUUUGAUUUUAUAGUAGCUACACUUGAUAAUCCCUUCUCUCUCUCUCUCUCUGAGAUGGGUUCAAGGCAGGGAAAAUAUUACACGGGGCUCGGGGCGAUUUUGCCCUCAAAAUACUUGAUAGAGCCUCAGAAAUCCCCAUUUGUUGCAAUGUUAAAUCUUAUCUAAUAUUGCACAUUCAGGUAGUAAGUAGUGAAAAUUUGCCUGGUUCAAGGUAGAUAUGCAUUUGUAUAUCUGAAGAAAAGUGGUCCGAUGUAGGUCUGAGUCUACCCUGAGACCAUGUCUGUAGGUGGUACGAAGUAGGUUCGCUAAAAGUUGAUCCGAGGUAGGUUUGACCCGUUAAAAUCUAAUUUCUUUCCUACUCAAAUUGGGCCUCAAUCGUACCUCAGGUACAUGAUUUUCAAAAUGUAAAAUUGGUUUAUUUAGCUUUUAAUGGGACAUUUGAGAGGAAGCAUAUCCGAGGGGAGUGCCUCUAUAUUAAUAUCAGACAUGCCAAGUCUCACACCUAUGGCAUGAGACUCCCACAUUAGGGACUAUUGCUCAUCCCAUAAAUCUCUUUCUCACACCUGUUUCUCAGCCUAUCUUUAUCAUUACACAAUCCUGAUGAUCUCACACCAGGUCAUGGUCCCUUGCCCAAAAUCUCAUGCAUCGCUGGUCUUUUAACUUGGCAUUUCCAUACAUGUAAUUCUGACAAGAUGAAAAGAAAAUGAAACUCAAAUGAAAUCAUUUGGGAAAUUUUCUGAAUGAAGUUUGGAGUUGACAUUUAUGUACAGAUCAGUUGUGGUAGCUGCUUGUUUCACUUUCUAAGUUUGUAGGUAAAAAGAAGAAAAUAUAAUUGUGACAGUGGAUUCGUUUUCAAAACGAUUUCCUGAUUACAUUUAAGACCAGGAACUCGUAGGAGGUUAUUUUAUUAUUAUCAUUACAGCCACUUGAAUUUAGGGAAAACCCUACGUUUUACAGAAUAAAAAAGAUUUAGUUCUUUUAUUAUACUCAUUGUGUUUCCCUAAAUUUACUCACUUUCUCUUUACCUUGCUUCACAAAAUUUGCAUGUAUUUUUUAUAAACUUACACUGGGUAUUCAAGAAAAAAAAAAUUACAUGUCAGCAGUCAGUUGUCAUUCUUAUAAGGAUUCUUCAUCAAAAUAUUUUUUUUAAACUGUACUUUCGAACAGUUUAACAGCUUGAAACAAGACCAUUUAACUUAAAGGACAAGUCCACCCUAACAAAGAGUGGAUUUAAAUAAAAAGAGAAAAAUACAACAAGCAUAACAAUGAAAAUUUCACCAAAAUUAGAUGUAAAAUAAAACGUUAUGACAUUUCAAAGUUUCGUUUAUUUUUCACAAAACAGUGAUAUAUGCACAACUUGGCAACAAGCAAAUGAAACAGUUGAUGAUGUCCCUCACUCACUAUUUCUUUUGUUUUUUAUUGUUUGAAUUAUACAAUAUUUCAAUUUUUACAGAUAUGACAAUUAGGACCAACUUGACUGAACCAUAUAGUAUUAGUAUUAAACAUUGCUAAUUCCACAUGUGCAAGAGGAAUUAAUCGUUGUCGAACAUGACAUUGAGGAGAAAAUUAGAAUAUUUCAUAUUUCAUAUGUAGAAAACCAUUCCAAAUUAGAAUAUUAACAGAUGAAAAAAAAAGAUGCAGUGGCCACUACGUUUUUGUAUGAUUGGAAUACAACAGUAUAAUACACAUUAUUGACCCCUUACCAUAGCCAGGCUUUAAUGGUUUCUUUUAUUAUUUCUUCUAAAACACAUUAUUAUCCUUUCUAACACACUGUGUUGUACAUUGGUAUUGUGGCUGUCAUCCACAUUCAUCAUCGUUUUAAUGCUUGUCGUUGUGAAAAUGAAAGAGAGAACAUUGCUUUUUAUCAUGCUAUUUAAUCAUUGGUUGCUAAUUAACUUCAAAAGGAAACAUUAACGAACCGAUAUCACAUUGAUAUACUUCCUGGAGUUUAAUUGUGAGGUUAUUGGGUAACAUCAAAGAUAAGUUUUGCAAAUGCAAGUGGUUUAUUUGAAAUAAACUUUUAAUGAUU